Messenger RNA from Mesitornis unicolor (brown roatelo), 1317 nucleotides. It is a transcript of the gene INTU, whose product is annotated as inturned planar cell polarity protein. The record is from RefSeq and is a predicted model, not a curated record. The transcript has 8 exons. NCBI's taxonomy places the organism in Eukaryota, Metazoa, Chordata, Aves, Mesitornithiformes, Mesitornithidae. The annotation marks the transcript as partial. Gene Ontology annotation, cellular component: cilium; cytoplasm. Gene Ontology annotation, biological process: cilium assembly; vesicle-mediated transport; establishment of planar polarity.
AUGGAAAUUGACACAGCACUGAGUGAUCUGGAAGCAGCUGAUUUUGCAGAGCUGUCUGAAGAUUUUUACGACAUGAGAAGAUUAUAUAUGAUCAUGGGCUCUUGUCUCUUCUACAAGGGUUACUUGAUUGGUAAUCACUUGCCAAAGGAAGAUCUUAUUGAUAUAGGUUUAUAUUGUCGGCACUAUUGUCUGUUACCCUUGGCAGCAGAGCAGAGGAUUGGUCAGUUAGUGAUAUGGAGGGAAGUAUUUCCACAUCACCAUAUCCAACCAUACGAAGUUUCAAGUUUUACAGGAUACAGGGAACCUGAAGCAAGAUACUUUUUACUGAUAGUUGGCUUGAGACACUUUAUGCUGUGUGUCCUGCUAGAGGCAGGAGGCUGUGCAUCAAAAGCUAUUGGGAAUCCCGGACCAGACUGUAUAUACGUAGAUCAGGUCAAAGCCACUAUACUUCAACUGGAAGGAAUAGAGGCCAGCGUAGAGGAAAGGCUGGAUUCUCCUUCCAUCCCACCGUUAUCUUGUGCUGACUGGUUCCUUCCUGCAACACGCGACAAACUGGAGAGCUUAACCACCUCACCCAUCCGAAGUAAGCUACAAAAUACUUCCAAAUCAGUAACCACUCCAGCAAGCAAAAGGACCCUGUUUGGUGACUCUUCCUUAAUGACACGUAAGCCAAGUCCUACAAGAAACAGUGGAGGACCUGACUACGGUAAUGAAGGUCCUGCAGAAGAUGAAAGCAGUAAUCCACAAUCUGUAGUGGAUCAGGUCACUAGAAAAAAACAUACCCUACCAAAUCCAUUUCAUUUAGGAACUCUCAAAAAGAACCUUUCAGAGAAAGAUACAGAACUUCUUAAUGCUAUCAAGUUGACAUCUGGUCCUGAGAAUACCCUCUUCCACUACCUAUCUUUGGAAACGAUGCAUGGAAUCUUUAUUACUCCAACUCACAAAGAAGUAGCACAGCUCGGUGGGUCCAUCCACCCUCAGUUAAUUGAGAAUUUUCAUCGUUGCUGUCUUUCCAUUCGUUCCGUUUUCCAGCAGUCCAUGAUGAAAGAAAAAAAGAAAAAAGCAGGCAGUGGGAUUUCAGAAUUUUGUAAGGCAGAUGAAGACCUCGAUAUAGUAAGAGAACAUGGAGUCUUGUUUGAGUGCUCUCCUGGUAACUGGACUGAUCAGAAGAAGCCACCACCAACAAUGAGUUACUGGGUUGUGGGGAGACUCAUCCUACAUCCAAAACCUCAGGAGUGUUAUGUCUGUUUUCAUGACUCAGUCACAGACGCUGCUGUUGAACUGGCCUUUAAACUUUCCUUCGGCUUAGCCACAUAG